Messenger RNA from Grosmannia clavigera kw1407, 603 nucleotides. Its product is annotated as 60S ribosomal protein l19. Lineage: Eukaryota; Fungi; Ascomycota; Sordariomycetes; Ophiostomatales; Ophiostomataceae. Gene Ontology annotation, cellular component: cytosolic large ribosomal subunit; ribosome. Gene Ontology annotation, molecular function: structural constituent of ribosome; RNA binding. Bases 1 to 603 code for a protein of 200 amino acids. The record is from RefSeq and is a predicted model, not a curated record. The transcript is spliced from 4 exons. Gene Ontology annotation, biological process: translation.
AUGGGAGCGGCGCCGAGUCUGGUCUGGGUCAAUUUGCGGACUCAGAAGCGUCUUGCCUCGUCCGUUCUGGGCGUCGGCAAGAACAAGAUCUGGCUGGACCCCAACGAGGUCAGCGAGAUCUCCAACGCCAACUCGCGCAACUCCAUCCGCAAGCUCGUGUCGGAUGGCCUCAUCAUCCGCAAGCCGGUCACGACGCACUCGCGGUCGCGCGCCCGGGAGCUGAACCUCGCCCGCCGCAUUGGCCGGCACCGUGGUUUCGGCAAGCGGAAGGGUACCGCCGAUGCCCGUAUGCCUGAGCAGGUCCUCUGGAUGCGCCGCCAGCGCGUCCUGCGCCGGUUACUAGUCAAGUACCGCGCCUCGGGCAAGAUCGACAAGCACCUGUACCACGAGCUGUACCACCUGGCCAAGGGUAACACCUUCAAGCACAAGCGCGCGCUUGUCGAGCACAUUCACCGUGCCAAGGCCGAGAAGCACCGCGAGAAGCAGCUCAAGGAGGAGAUGGACGCCAAGCGCGCCAAGACCAAGGCGGCCCGCGAGCGGAAGCUGGAGAGACAGGCGGCGAAGCGGCAGGCGGUGCUGGAGGAUGACGUGGAGGAGAAAUAA